Molecule: messenger RNA, 2322 nt
Organism: Schistosoma bovis
Lineage: Eukaryota; Metazoa; Platyhelminthes; Trematoda; Strigeidida; Schistosomatidae
Source: the annotation of a GenBank genome assembly
AUGCCAACAUCGAAUGAAACAUACAUCUAUCCUGAUCCAUGCCCACAACAACAACAACAACAAACGACUAAAAUGCGUUCACCUAAUUCAAUUGAACAAAAUCGUACAGAAUCAAUGAAAGAUUUAGCGGAUUGUGUUGAACAAAAUGGUGGUCUUAGGGGAUAUUUAUCUAAUGAAUCCAUUCAAUGUUCCAAUAAUAAUAAUAACAAUAAUCCAAAGCCAGCUAGUAUAAACGUAAAUACAACAAUGAGUAGUAUGAACGAUAUCACAAUGACAUCGGAUCAGCAUAGCAGUAGUAAUAGUAUCACAGGUGGUGGUGUUACUGGUAGUGAUGGAGAUCGAGAUGGAGGUGGUGUUAAUCAGUUUGGCAAGAAAUUUUCAAAAACCAAUUAUUCCACACACAAUCACCCUCAUCAUCAUCAAUCACAAUUACAUCAAAAUGGCAAUGCGAGUACAGGAGCUGAGAAAAUGUCAAGAACGAAUUUAUACAUAAAAGGAUUACCAGAAAAUUUUGAUGAUGAACAAUUAUGGCAAUUGCCACCGGAUCAAACAAAAAUCAAAUCAGUAAAAGCAGCCACUGAUGAGGAUACCAAAUGUCGGGGAUAUGGAUUUAUUGAUUUUGUCUCUGAAGAUGCUGCCAAUGAAGCAUUACAACAAAUUAAAGAAACUCAUCCAUCAUUUACAAUUAAAUUUGCAAAGGAAAAUGAAAAAGAUAAAACCAAUCUAUAUGUGACAAAUCUUCCAAGAACAUGGACAACAAAAGAUAGUGAUCAGUUGAAAGCAGUAUUUGAACGAUUUGGUCAUAUACAAUCAGCAUUUGUUAUGAUGGAACGCUUAACCAACAAAACAACUGGUGUUGGUUUUGUACGGUUUGUCAAUGAACAAGAUGCAGUGAAUGCUUUAGAAUCUUUAAAAUUGCAUCCACUCACUUUACCUGAUUGUUCUGUUCCAGUCGAAGCGAAAUUCGCUGAUAAACAUAAUCCAGACACAAGAAGACGACGUUAUCCUGUCACAGCGACAACUGCAGCAGCCGCGGCAGCCGCAGCUGCUGCCGCCGCUGCCUCAGCAACAAUGAUUGCUAAUGUUAAUUAUAAUAAUCUAUUGAAUUGUCCUUUAUAUACAACACCGAAUGGUUUAACAUUAACAUCACAUGAUGCUUUAGCUUCAUUAUUAAAUACAGGUUUAGUUAGUCCAUCGAUUGUCAAUAGCCAAUUAGCAAAUUUCUCCGCUUUACAACAAAAAUCCACAACAGAUUUUACAUCACGUUUUAAUUCCGACUUAUUGAAUGGUUUUAUACAACCAACUAAAUUUUCUAAUGAUUCAUCGAACAAUACUACUUGUAAUAAUACCACUAAUAUUAGUCAUUAUAAUCAUAACAAUAGUAUAAAUAACAAUAAUACUAAUAAUGCUAAUGGUUUAGUUACUGAUUUCAAUGGUAGCGGAACACGUGAAUCAAAUUUAGCUGCAUUGGCGGCUGCCGCAGCCGCUGCGGCAUCAACUAUAUUCUGUGGAUCACCAACACCGAAUAAUUUCAUGAAUAAUUGUCUACGUUCUAAUCCUACUGUAAAUGGUACACCGAAUUUAAAUGCCGGAUUAUUAUCAGCUAAUCAAAUUGCUCUACUUGGUACACCGACUAUCCCUUCUCCAGAUACAAAAUUAUUUGAUCCUAGUUUAUACGGAUGUUCAUUAUACGGGACUGAUUACUUUCGCCCACAACAACAAUCUCAUCAGCAUGCACAGCAACAGCAACAACAACAACAGUCUCAUCAACAAUCACAAAAACAACAACAACACUUACUCUCUGUUGCCAUGGCAGCAAUGACCAAUCCGACUUUACAAGGAUGUGUUUAUCCAACAACAGCUGAUUUAAAUACUACUUUCAAUGCUACUUAUCAAAAUUUUUUGAAUUCACACAAUUCAACAACUAUUCCAAUACAAACUGAUGCACUUGGUAAUUGUUUAACUGGUACACCAGAGAAUAUUACUUUGAAUGGUACAAUUUAUGCCAAUCAUCCUCAUCAAUCCCAACAGCAACAAACACAACAACAAAAUAAUUUACUUCCGUCAACACCAAUUCCAGGUUCCAUAACACAUAUUCCUGAUGCAUUAAAUAAUAGUACUAGACCGGAAAGUGGAUUAUAUCAAUGGUUAAUACCAAGUCAUUUACUUAAAACUAACGGUAAUAAUAAUAGUAAUACUAAUAAUAAUACUAAUAAUGAUUGUCAUAUGACAAUACCGGCUUCACCAGCGUUUUCAUUGAACCCUGCCAAUCAUUUAAUUGGAUUAGAUAAAACCAAUCGACAUGUGCAAAUGUUAUUAUAA